Messenger RNA from Cladocopium goreaui, 171 nucleotides. The record is from the annotation of a GenBank genome assembly. Lineage: Eukaryota; Dinophyceae; Suessiales; Symbiodiniaceae.
AUGCCCGAAAAUCGAUGGGAUUUGGCCAAAUACUCUACUCAUAUCUACUCCGAUGCCAUGAUCAGCGAGGAUCCUGCCAAGGGCUACAGACUGGAGUCCAAGGUGGGGAUGAAUGCAAGAUGGCACGGACGGUUGCUGAUCCGUUCAAAGGUGUGUUUUGCGUCCAGUUGA